GAGUGGCAAUGGAAAACCGCUGCGAAACCGCACGUCUGAUGGAAUCCGGCGUGGUCCCUAAGGACCGCAUCUUCUGUCCCUGUGAUCACAGCUACACGACAAUGAAUCCGCCUUUAUGUAAUAUCACAUAAUAGAUAACUUCAGGCGCCUCUACCAAUAUGGCCGCCGCUUCAGUCUACUGUCAGGCGCGACAUCACAGCGCGACAGUAUGGCGCCCACGUGUACCCCAAGGCGAUGUCAGGGGGUGAGACACCGAACACGGAGCCCCGGAUUGUGUACCGGGAGUACGUGUACCCGCGGGGCGAGCAGGAUGGAGGCGCGGAGCGGACCCGGGAGCUGAGGAUCCGCAUCCCCGAGGUGCUGGAUUCGGAAUACGGGAUGUACGUUUGGCCGUCUGCACCAGUUCUUGCCCAGUACAUCUGGUUUCACCAAGCUUUACUGACUGGAAAAAGAGUGCUGGAGGUUGGCGCUGGGGUGAGUCUCCCUGGCAUAGUGGCCGCCAAGUGCGGUGCCGCCGUCAUACUGUCCGAUUCGGCAGCGCUGCCGCAGUGUCUGGAAAACUGUCUCCGGAGCUGCGCUCAGAAUAACCUCAGCGGGGUACCAGUCAUCGGGCUGACAUGGGGUGAGAUAUCGCCAGACUUGCUCACCCUACCACCGGUGGACGUCAUCUUGGGAUCUGAUGUUUUCUAUGAGCCCAAAGAUUUUGAAGAUAUUUUAGUAUCUGUUCGCUUCAUCAUGGAAAGAAACCCUAAGGCUGAAUUCUGGACAACGUAUCAAGUCAGAAGUGCCGACUGGUCGAUUGAGGAUCUGCUCCACAAAUGGGAUCUCAGCUGCCAAAACGUUUCCCUGAAGACGUUCGAUGCGGACCGAGAACGCCUGGCUGGGUCCAACCUUCCGGGGAGGCACAGUAUUCACAUGAUGGUCAUCACCUUGAAAAGAGACCCCUCAAAGUGACCAUGGAAGGACUUUUGUGGUCUCCAAACUGUGGACUUCAGC
Molecule: messenger RNA, 996 nt
Organism: Hyla sarda
Lineage: Eukaryota; Metazoa; Chordata; Amphibia; Anura; Hylidae
Gene: METTL23
Product: methyltransferase 23, arginine
Exons: 5
Coding region: 235-954 (239 amino acids)
Cellular component (GO): cytoplasm; nucleus
Source: RefSeq, a predicted model, not a curated record